GUAUUGUAACGUUUCACUCGCAUUGACAUCUAGCUCGUAGGCCUAACCGUUGCUUUAAUCUUUCACGUUAUUGCAAGAACGUGACGUUGGGGGGGUUUUGCUGGUAACGUUACACAAUUAGUGACAUCAUCGUAAUUUGAAACGGUUAAAGUUCACUUGUGUCAGUGGACAUCAAUGUUGACAAGCUAAAGUUAGCUAAGGAAGUACGCUAUUAAAAAACCAGUUAGCUGAUGUUACCUAGCUAGCUAAAUAGCAAUAGAGAAGGGCUGAAAAAGUUUAUAAAGUGGGUCGACAGAGGCCUCUGGGAUUUGGCUAAAUAAACGAUAUUUUACGCCACGACCUGCAUGCCGUUAGUCUACAAUGCUUUAGCUAAUUGUAACUAUAGACUAGCUAGUUUAGCGAAGUUAUCUAGCUAGCUAUGCAAUAUUUUGUAUUUGUGACUAAGAUAGCUAGCUACAGUAGCUACCGUAACAUAACAUUACUAUUACGAUAAGAAACGUGUUCCUGUCAAUGGCAACAAUUACCUUGGAAAAAACGAGGUUAGAUGACUCGUUCGCUGCAAUGGCAACAGUACAACGUCGCAUUAAACGGACCAGUUAUGUAUGUUUUAUCGUCACGCUACUGGUUAUCACCUUGAUUGUGUUUGGACAUAAUUACGGACUUCUUGGGAUACCCUCUCCUGUCUCAAUCGUUGUUGGAGUUUUCUCUGUGGGUGGAAUGGCGCUUCUGUGGAGAGACAUUGACUGGAGGGUAAAGGGGCAGAAUAGAUCUGUGGGCAGCCUUCUCACUCAAUACGUGGCCAUGAAAGUCGUGGGUUGGCUGGGGAAACGACAGAGGGAACGUCUGGAAGCAGACACGUGUGACAUCAGGAAAGCGCAGGAGGAAACGCUACUCAAGCGUCUGCGCAAAAAUGCAAACACAUACUAUGGACGUCUGUACGAGUUCAGUGCAAUCAAAGACUCUGUGGCUUUUUGCCAGCAUCACCCAUUAACGGAGUAUGAGCACUACCGUGACCUGGUCAAGCGUGUAGCUGCAGGGGCAGAGGGGGUGCUGAUCGCUGGGAGACCCCUUAUCCUGGCUAUGACUUCUGGCACAUCUGGAGCCAGCAGUAUGCUGCUCAGCACGAAGGAUACCAACACAGAGUUCUUCUUACAGGGUGUCGCUGUGUGCCUGGAUGCCAUGAGGAAGGCCUUUCCCGCCAGCGAGAGCCUACAGCGCACCACCAAGUUCUUCUACACACCCACUUUGCGCCAGUCAGAAGCAGGCAUCCCCAUUGGACCAAACUCUUCCACCCCUGCCUCCUCCCGCCACAUGCUAACCCUAUACACCACCCCUGCGCCUGCCUUCCAGGUGUCCAGUGAGCCGGACGCUCUCUACCUGCACCUGCUCUUCGCCCUUAAGGACUGCAGCGUGGGCACCCUGGAGUCCAACUUUGCCGCCUCUGUCUUUUACGCCUUCUGUUUCAUGCAGGAGAGGUGGCAGGAGCUGGUGGAGGAUGUGGAGCUGGGCCGGGUCAGCCCCCGGCUGGCCAUCGAGGACGGGGUGCGGCGCGGCCUGGACCGGCUGCUGACGCAGGACCCAGAGCGGGCGGCCCGGCUGAAGGCCGAGUUCCAGCAGGGCUUCGAGGGCAUCGCACUCCGCUUGUGGCCCCAGCUGAACCUGGUGCUGGCCGUGGACUCCGGCUCCAAUCACAUCUACGGAGAGCUGCUGAGGCAGCACUACUGCCGGGGCGUCCCCUUCUACUCCCCAUUCUAUGCUGCUACUGAAGGUCUCAUUGGGGUAAACCUGUGGCCAGAGAAGGACCAGCGGCAGUACUUGCUCUGUCCACGCUCCAUGUUCUGUGAGUUCCUGCCUGAGGCCAGUUUGGAUGAGAAGCAGCCGCAAACCCUGCUGAUGGACCAGGUCCAGAAGGGGCUCUCGUACGAGCUGGUGGUCACCAACGCAUCUGGUCUCUUCAGGUACCGCAUAGGAGAUGUGGUGAAAGUGGUUGGAUUCCACAAUCAAUGCCCAGUGGUGGAAUUCCAGUACAGGCGUGGACAAAUGCUGAACGUUCGAGGGGAGAAAGUGUCUGAGGCCAUGUUUCUGGCAGCCCUGAUGAGAGCAGUCCGUCAGUGGCCCGGCGCGGAGCUAGUGGACUACUGCUGUGCAGAAAGUGGAAUUUUGGGCGAGUCCUCCGGUGGCUCUGACCCCCACUAUCAAGUGUUUCUGGAGCUGCAGGGGGUGAGAAACCUGACUGAGGAGCAGCGCUACAAGCUGGAUCACUGUCUCCAAGAAGACUCGGCCGUCUAUAAAUCUUUUAGGCACAAAGGCAGCAUUGGGCCAAUGAGGGUGCAGCUGGUGGGUGGCGGGGCCUUCCAGGAGUUACGCGGACACAUGCUGGCCUUCUCCCAAGCUUCGCCCAACACCUUCAAAAUGCACCGCGUGCUGCACAGGAAGGAGUACGCCAAUUUCCUGCGGGGAAAGAUCAUCUCCUAAGAGCUCUCUGAAGCUCUUUGUGGGAACCGGCCCCAGUCGGACCCCUGCCUAAGUAAGCUUGGCAGCGACAAGAGAGAGCCCAACCCUGACUGUGGGUUUCACGCCAAGCCCCCCUCAGGGGGCCUCUUUUGAAGGUCCCAGCCACCUUUAAAUCAAGUUGUUAAGGUCGCCUUUUUAUUCGCGCUGCACUUCUGCAAGGCAGACUCGUCCUUUUUCUCGUUGUCGUCAAGCCGUACCCUCGCGGCGGGAAUGUGCAUCCUCCUCUUCGCUGAGGACUGCAGCGCGGUUUUCCAUCGCAUGCUGUACGUGCCAGGCACGAUUUCAGUGGUUACUAUGGGGACAACAAUAUCUGCGAUUCUGUAUCAUCUUCCGCCUUAAAGAUGAUACCCAACAUGCAGUAAAAGGCACGCAAGGAUAUAUCGAAAGUUCAAAGAUAAUGGAAAGUGGCAGCCACGGGGAACUGUGUAUUAAAUUUCACAGUUAAAAAAAUAUUUGAGUAUUAAGUAUGCUUUCCCGGGAGUCCUGAGGUCUUUACAGAUGAGAGCUUAUUGAAAUCGGGGGGAAGGGAGAGGGAUGUCAGACUCACAGCGAAGGCAGAGAAUAAGUUACAGCAUACCCCUGGGGAUGUGUUGUUAAGAGCAGGACCCAGGGAACCGCAGAGGAUUUUAGAGGGUUGAGCUCCUAAAUCAGGAUGGGGGCAGGGUGCAAAGGUCUUAAAGAUCGUAGUUCAGGUCAUACCCGUUGGCCAUGCUCCAUCAUAUGAUUCCAAUAUUAAUUGGAUUUAAUUUGGACUUUGCCUAUUUUGCAAUCACUUUCAAUUUUUUUUUGUGCCAAGCUGAACUUUAUAAUGACAUUUCCAAAUACAGCAAUCAUUAAUCAUGUGUAUGGAUCAAUAAAAUCACAGCACAUAAUGAUAAUAUGCCUUAGGUUCGUCAAGGUUGAUCUCUGCUCUUAUAUUUCCCAGCUGAUUGACUGAUAGUCAAAUGUGGGCAUCAACCACACUGAAUACAUUUUGUUGUUUUUUUGCUGACACCGGUAAUUAUUUGCUGAGGGGGAAGUGUAGUCUUUGCUGAUGUAAAAGCAGUUUUCCGUUGGGUAGUCUUUCCCAGACAUUUGUUUUCUCUGGCCACAAAUUGUGACAUCCCGUUCUGCCACAUCUCUGAACAGUCCUGCAGCAGGAAAGAAUUGAGGGAAGUGGUUUAAAUUAGAGCUGACAACUGAUUUUGUGAAAAUGAGAACAAAGUGGAAAACAAUAAUGAACUCCCCUUUAAUCAAGGUUUGCUGUCAUGAAUCUGGCAAGUACAGUAAUUCUCCAAUGGCCGCCUAGACUUAAGCUUAAAUCUUACCUGAAGCUAACCCCCCCCCCCCCCCCCCCCACACACACACACACACACUUUUUGGUAACCCCCCCUCCCCAGGGUUUUACCCCAGUUUACUGGCCUUGCCUGCCCAGAUGAUUGGCAUCAGCUGCCAGUUGACCUGAGCUGUCCUUUGGCAGAAAUGUCUUCACAGAUUUGUUCUCAUCAGGAGGGCGAUCCCGCAGGGCACUGUCAUGGUGCUAUUGCCAGAGUGGCUCGAGUUAAUUAAAGUUUUAUGUUUCUGGAUUUUCAUGCUUUAAAUUGCAGUGUUUUUGCAAUGUUACAAAAACCACUGUCUUUUAAAAGGCUGAUACCCUUAAUUUUUUUUUAAUUGACAUGCAUUCACCAGCUGGCACUUCCAUAAAAAAGUAAUCUAGGCUGCUGGGUGUCUCAUCCUAUUAAUGCACCGCUCUAGUGCUUAUGGUGCUAUCGAAUCUGGACAGUGCCUGUGCUGGUUGUGGCUGGCUGCCUUGCAGGGUAGCACCUAACUGGCUGUAGCAUCGCACAGGAAUAGACACCUUUAAUUUCGUGGGACCUUUUGUCUCUGCCUACCAGCUAUCCCCCUGAGAUCAAUCCCGCAGUCUGUCUGCACAAGCCACACAAUGAAGUGAUGAGGACUAACAUAAGAAUUGGGGAUUCCCAAUUUGGAGACUUCAAAGUUUUAAAAUGCAGUGAGCUCCGUAAUUGGGACAAAGACAUUUUUCUUGAUUUGGCUCUGUAACUGACACUUUGGGAUUCAUGCGUGCUUUGUAUUGUUUGCAACAUAUUAAUGUUGUGAAAGUAGUCUGUUUGGUGCUUGAAAUCUGUGACCCAUAGACAUCACCAGGUGUUGAGUAUAUUUUCUGAUGAUGAUGCUUCUGCUUGGUUUUGGGGUAGUUGACUUAAAGGUACAAUAGGUAAUUUCAGACUUCUAACAGUCAAGAAGGGAAUUGCGGCAACAAACACCCUCAAAUCACAACACUGUUUAUCCCUCCCCCUUCUCUGUGAACCCCCACUCAUACACACGCUAUUAGCUCUGGCAAUUAGAACCAAUUUCCAACCAAUGAGCUUGGAUUAUUGUACAGCUAUGCAGUGUUCUGGUAGAGAGUGUUGGUUGGUGAUAGGAAGGGAUUUACGAUGGUCUUGUUACAAUGUUUUCACACAAAAAUCUUCUCCUAGCAGUAUGUUUUGAAUCAUUGUCUUGCUGUAGGAUGAAGUGCCAUCGAAUGAGUUUCACGCCAUUUACUUAAACUUGAGCAGAUAGCAUUCUUCCGUACUCUUCAGAAUAAAUUCUGCUGCAAUGAACAGUUUCAUCAUCAAUGAAGACAAGUGAGCCAGUACCUCUGGCAGCCACAUGUAAAAAAAACAUCACAGCCCCACCACCAUAUUUAAGAAAUGAAUGGACAUGCUUUUAAUCUUGGGCAGUUCCUUUUGGCCUCGACAAUUUGCUCUUAACAACACAAUACUUUUUUGGUACUUCUUAGCCAACUUUAAUCUGGUCAUUCUGUUUUUGCAGCUAACUAGUGGUUUGCAUCUUGCAGUGUAGCCUCUGUAGUUCUGUUUUUGAAGUGUGGCCAGUAGUCACUGACACAUCCACACAGGAUGCAGCCUGAAGAGUGUUUCUGAUCUGUCGGACAGCUGCUUGGGGGUUUUUCUUCAUUAUGUUGAGAAUUAUUAUUCAUGAACUGUAGAGGUCUUUUUUGACAAAACUUUCUAAACUUAAUCUCAACCUGUUUUCAUUGAUUUCCCUUGAUUAACAAGCUUGCUAGCGCUCAGGCUAAUCAAUCGGAAAUGAACACGCAGCUGCUUCACAAUGAAAUGGACACUUGACCGAAAUGGCCAACUUCUUAAUCUUUUUCUCUUUUCUUUUUUUACCCAAACCUGCUGGAGCUAUAAUUAACUUAACUCCAAAAAAAAAAAAACAUUUAUAAAAAUGUUUAGAAGAGGAUAAUCUGCAAAUAUUCAGUGUAAAAUAUGUAGCAUGAAACUUGGGUUUAACAAUUACAUUUUUUAGCGAGCAACAAAAGCACACUAACAAGUGUCUCGAUGAAGGAAAACGAUAGUGAUGAUGUAUGAUCACUUGUAUGACUUGUAUGAUUUUGUUCAGCUAAAUAAAAGCUUUCUGGAUCCCA
Conger conger (European conger) is the source of this 5944-nucleotide messenger RNA. It is a transcript of the gene ghdc, whose product is annotated as GH3 domain containing. Gene Ontology annotation, cellular component: cytoplasm. Gene Ontology annotation, molecular function: acid-amino acid ligase activity. The transcript is spliced from 10 exons. NCBI's taxonomy places the organism in Eukaryota, Metazoa, Chordata, Actinopteri, Anguilliformes, Congridae. Bases 511 to 2475 code for a protein of 654 amino acids. The record is from RefSeq and is a predicted model, not a curated record.